This is a messenger RNA of Drosophila innubila, 915 nucleotides long. RefSeq lists its product as uncharacterized. Gene Ontology annotation, molecular function: N-acetyltransferase activity. Lineage: Eukaryota; Metazoa; Arthropoda; Insecta; Diptera; Drosophilidae. Bases 87 to 842 code for a protein of 251 amino acids. The transcript has 4 exons. The record is from RefSeq and is a predicted model, not a curated record.
UAUUAAAUUCUUGAUAGCUCAGUUAUCAUCAAACAUUCGUCGGCAGCAGUUGGUUUUAGUUCCUCAAAAUCUAGAUAAGCAUCAAAAUGCGCGCACAAAACGGAAGACUUUGGUCGACUUUGCACGAGGGAAAGUAUGAGGUGCGUAGUCUAACAGAGGCCGAUUUGGAGGAAGCUCUUAAUGUUUUGGACGAUGCAUUCUUCAACAAGGAAUCAGUUUGCAUUGCAUGCGAAAUCGACUUGCCAGAAAAUGUUCAGGCGCGACGAGAGUUGCGGGAGCUGUCCCGAGUUUCAGCUCUGGAUGGAGUUUCCUUGGUUAUGAAACACGUGGAGAGUGGACGUAUUGUGGCAGUGUCCUUCAAUAAAUUGAUGUUUACACCACCGCCUGGAGAAGACCCAUUCUUUGUCAAGUUCAGGGAUGAACAGGUGCAUAGUCCCCAGGCGCAGUGUCUAAUGAAUUAUAUGAUAGCAAUCGAGUCAAAGGUUGACAUAUGUGCUCUGUACAACAUUGAUUGCUCGUGUGAGCUUAUGUUUUUGGGUACGCUGCCGGAAUACGGACGGCUCGGACUUGCACGCGCUCUAACCGAAGCCACAGUUCAAUUGGCACAUGAAUUGAAUCAGGGUCAAGGCUUGGACGAUGUGGCUGAAGAGUUACGCGAUAAGAGGCCUGUGGCAGUCACAGCACUAUGGACAUCCGUGUUUACUCAGAAGAUUGGCAAGGCAGUGGGUUUCAAGGUGGUCAACUCUGUGCCAUUUAAUGAGUUUGAAUAUAACGGCAAACGCUUCGAUGAGCGCAUUGAUCCUCUCCAUACAUUCUCUGAGCAAGCUGUUUACACGUUUUAAGAAAUUUCAGUGUGUUAAAUCAAUAUUGAACAAAUUAGAAAUUAAAAUUAAAUAGGAAAUUGUAAAAAAAAAA